This is a messenger RNA of Lampris incognitus (smalleye Pacific opah), 480 nucleotides long. Its product is annotated as hemoglobin subunit beta-like. The record is from RefSeq and is a predicted model, not a curated record. Gene Ontology annotation, molecular function: haptoglobin binding; peroxidase activity; oxygen binding. The transcript has 3 exons. Lineage: Eukaryota; Metazoa; Chordata; Actinopteri; Lampriformes; Lampridae. Gene Ontology annotation, cellular component: hemoglobin complex; blood microparticle; haptoglobin-hemoglobin complex. Gene Ontology annotation, biological process: oxygen transport; hydrogen peroxide catabolic process. The coding region runs from base 21 to 464 and encodes 147 amino acids.
CAAAAUCAUCAACAGCAACCAUGGUUGAGUGGACCGACGAGGAGCGCGGCUUCAUUAACGGCAUCUUCGCCAAGCUGGACUAUGACGACAUCGGCCCCAAGGCUCUGUCCAGGUGUCUGAUCGUGUACCCCUGGACCCAGCGGUACUUCGGCGGCUUCGGCAACCUGUACAACGCCGAUGCCAUCAAGACCAACCCCAUGAUCGCCGCGCACGGCAUCAAGGUGCUGCACGGUCUGGACCGGGCCGUCAAGAACAUGGACGACAUCAAGAACACCUACGCCGCCCUCAGCGUGCUGCACUCCGAGAAGCUGCACGUCGACCCCGACAACUUCAGGGUGUUCAGUGACUGUCUCACCGUCGUCAUCGCCGCCAAGAUGGGAAACGGCUUCACCGCUGACAUGCAGGCCGCCUGGCAGAAGUUCCUGACCGUGGUGGUGUCCGCUCUGGGCAGGCAGUACCACUAGGCGCCGGCAGCGGCGA